CCGCACGCCGCGCGCAGGACCGCUGCUGCACUUGUGAGCCGCUCAGCGUUUCUCCACAAACCGCGUCGUCUCCAUCCAUUUUUUCACCUCGACCGAGCUUGGAAGGAGAGAAAGAAAAAAAACUUGGAUUUUUGCACUAGUUUCACGGCCGGAUUUGUACAGCUUUGCGAGGUUUUCUAUCGCUUUGUUAACUUUAUUUACGAACUCCCCAAAAUGGAGAACGAGAACAAGUACCUCCCGCAGCUCCUGGCGGAGAGAGACAGCCUCGACUCGUCCUUCAUGCACGCCAUGAAACUUUUAUCUGCAGAAAUCGAGAGGGUUCAGAAGGACGAGCCGGAAAAAGACAGCGAAACCUACUUGGAUUUGUUCACAGCAAAGAAUAUCAAACUGAAGGAAAGAGUUCUUAUCCCAGUCAAACAGUACCCAAAGUUUAACUUUGUUGGGAAGAUUCUUGGGCCUCAAGGAAACACCAUUAAGAGACUGCAGGAGGAGACAGGCGCCAAGAUCUCAGUCCUGGGCAAGGGAUCUAUGAGAGACAAAGCGAAGGAAGAGAGCUUGAGGAAAAGCGGCGAGCCCAAAUACGCCCACCUGUCCAUGGAACUCCACGUGUUCAUUGAAGUAUUUGCUCCAGCGCCUGAAGCGUACAUGCGCAUGGCCCACGCUAUGGAGGAGGUUAAGAAGUUCCUCUUCCCUGACAUGAUGGAUGAGAUUUGCCAGGAGCAGUUCAUGGAGAUGGGGUAUCUCAACGGCAGCCACGAACACAGUGUCCGAGGAAGAGGAGGCCCGAUGGCAAGGGGGCGUGGAGGCCCCCCGCCUCCACCACCCAGGGGUCGAGGCAUGGCACCAAUGCGCGGCGGUGUUCCUCGUGGUGGUCCAGCCAGAGGUGGAGCAGUGAGAGGAGCUCCAGCAGGACGCGGAGGACCACCAGCUCAGCCUGGCCGGGGCGCGGCCGCCAGCAGAGCCCGCGUGGCAGCACCUGGAGCGCAGAGGAUGCCUCCUCCGCCACGUCCUCCUGCCCAGGAGUCUUACGAAGACUAUUCCUACGACGAAAGCUACACAGAGUCCGGCUAUGAAUCCUACGACAGCUAUUACAGUCAGCCACAGGCAGAACCAGAGUAUUAUGACUAUGGACACGGGGAAACACAGGAAGGAUAUGAAAACUAUGCUCAAGAUGACUGGAACGGAACACAGCGCGCCGCCACAGCCGGGAAAGCGGUUACUCCGAGACAAACGAAGGGAGCGUACAGGGAACACCCGUACGGACGAUACUGACCUCUCGACAAGCACACCGUCAUCACCCAUAAUGUCCCAUCAUGACGACUGUCUCCCACGGCAGCUCGCUCUUUAAGCAACCUGACAAAAGUAAUUGUCCGCCUUUCCGUUUCGCAUUUCUGCUCUGGACAUUUUUUUUUUCUUUUAGAAGGAAACCUGAAAAAUCAGCAACUGAAUGCAUCCGGGACUCAAUCGAAAGUGCAAGACAGUUUGGGGGUGGGUGGGUGGGUGGUGAUGAUGGUUUAGGUAUUUAAAAAAAAACAGCCUGUUCUUAUUUUCAGUUUUAUACUUCUAAUCUCUCUCUGCUUUAAUCUCUGCUUUUUUGCAUUGUUUUUUUUCUUUUCUUUUUUUUUGUCCUCUUAUUGCUUUGGUUAACUAUUUAAAUUGAAGAGAUAAAGCCUGACUUGUUGAUGAGUUGCAGAUUCCCAGUAGGCUACAUUUCAAAAUUCUCUAUUAAUAUUUAAUAUUAGGACUUCAAAAAAGCCAUUAAACCAAAUCAAUUACGUUACAAUGUAAAGGAGCGGUAAUUAAGGAAAGGAAAAACCCUCUUUAUUAAUGACAUUGACGACAAUUGAUUAUUUGUUUUAAAUAGUCUUAAAAGAUUAGUUUAGCAUUAGGCUUUAAUAUAUUUUACAUGAUAUUUUAGAGUUUUGAAAUAUAGCCCUAAUAGACACUGUUGAGAUGGACUGUCCUCAAAUCCUUAAUUUGUUAAAAUAAGUUAUGGCUCUUCAAAAUCUGUUCUGUAAAAUGCUAAUUGUGUUUGGAUAAUUGUGUUUUAAAGAUAUAAAAUAAAUCCGAUUUUUCAUAGCUAUAAUACCAUGUUAUAUAAAAUGCAUGCUCAAACUGUUUAAGAAGGAUUGGGACAACAAUCUCUACAAGGGUCAUCUCUUUCUAAUGUAAAGGGAUCCUGCAGCUAAAUCCGAAUUUCUUGUACAUACUUAAAAGAAAGAAAAAAAAAGAAGAAAAAUUCAAAUACGCCCAAACUGUACUUACUGCCAUCUAGUCUCUGUACGCUCUCCAGAAAAUGCAGAAUGCUACCUGUGUAAGCUUGCCUAAAUAGGUAACUAAAUCUGUCCAAAAAUGUUUUGCAGCAAUUGUCAAUAAAGCCUAGAUUGUUUUUUAUGAAA
Clarias gariepinus (North African catfish) is the source of this 2399-nucleotide messenger RNA. RefSeq names its product KH domain containing, RNA binding, signal transduction associated 1b (gene khdrbs1b). The record is from RefSeq and is a predicted model, not a curated record. Gene Ontology annotation, cellular component: nucleus. The transcript is spliced from 9 exons. Gene Ontology annotation, biological process: regulation of alternative mRNA splicing, via spliceosome. Bases 214 to 1272 code for a protein of 352 amino acids. Lineage: Eukaryota; Metazoa; Chordata; Actinopteri; Siluriformes; Clariidae. Gene Ontology annotation, molecular function: mRNA binding; poly(A) binding.